Messenger RNA from Saxophila tyrrhenica, 987 nucleotides. RefSeq lists its product as uncharacterized. Bases 1 to 987 code for a protein of 328 amino acids. Gene Ontology annotation, molecular function: oxidoreductase activity, acting on the CH-OH group of donors, NAD or NADP as acceptor. Lineage: Eukaryota; Fungi; Ascomycota; Dothideomycetes; Mycosphaerellales; Extremaceae. Gene Ontology annotation, cellular component: cytoplasm. The transcript has 5 exons. The record is from RefSeq and is a predicted model, not a curated record.
AUGGAAGUUGGAGAUAUCGAUCUGAAAGACAAAGUUGUGGUUGUCACAGGCGGCGGUUCUGGCAUUUGCUUAUGCUUCGUCAAACGCGCCGCCGACCUGGGCGCCAAAGUCGUCAUCGCAGACCUCGCACUCACCUCAGAAGCCGAGAAGUUGGUCAACGACAACGACAGCGUCAUCUUCCAGAAAACCGACGUUACCAAGUGGGAUCAACUGAAGGCUCUUGUUACCGGCCCCAAGGAGAAGUUUGGAUCGAUUCCGGAGGUCUACGUUGCUGGUGCGGGAGUUUUUGAGCCUAAAUUCAGCAACUUCUGGCAAGACCCGGAGCAGGACGACCGCUAUGCCAUGACAGACAUCAACGUGGACCAUCCGGUCAAGCUCACUCGCGUAGCCAUGCGUGCUCUCGUCGGAGAGAACAAAAAGGGCGUCGUCCUACCGAUCGCCUCUGUCGGGGGGCUAGCAGGUUCCUAUAACUGCCCUCUUUACAUUGCUACAAAGCACGCAAUCGUUGGGUUCACUAAGUCCAUGAAAUUCCUGGAGAAGUACGAAGGUAUCAAAGUCGUUACCAUCUGCCCUGGCGCUGUCGAUACGCCACUCUGGACUGAGGAGAAGCGGACCCGCAGUAAUUUUGAGUCAAUCGAAGCCCUGAGGCCGGACGACGUAGCGAAGGCCAUGAUCGACCUUGUUAUGGAAGGCAAAUACAAGAGCGGCACAGUUCUUGAGAUUAUGCCAAACAACGGGCCCAAGACGAGAGUGGUGCCGGAAUGGAACAUCGAUCCUCCGCAGGGUGGAAGCUUAACCAAGACCGAUCCGAACUCGACAGAAGUUCCUGCGCCUUUCAAGGAGAUGAAGGAGGUGAUGGACCGGGAGAGAGGUUCCGGCAGCAAGAUGAACGGGACGAGCUCAGGCCAGACCGGCGGACACAGAAAGAAGAUCUCCAUUAGCCAGAAGACGUCUGGGCUGUGGCAAGCUGUGGAAGAGGAUGAGUGA